Molecule: messenger RNA, 1993 nt
Organism: Neurospora crassa OR74A
Lineage: Eukaryota; Fungi; Ascomycota; Sordariomycetes; Sordariales; Sordariaceae
Gene: stk-13
Product: serine/threonine-protein kinase
Exons: 4
Coding region: 296-1558 (420 amino acids)
Biological process (GO): mitotic spindle organization; regulation of cytokinesis; protein phosphorylation
Cellular component (GO): chromosome passenger complex; spindle midzone; spindle microtubule
Molecular function (GO): ATP binding; protein kinase activity
Source: RefSeq, a predicted model, not a curated record
GGCAACGGAACUGAGCCCCGGUAAAUAAAGCCCCAAUCCUGGCCCACCAUCUGGGAAGUGUCGUUUCAACUCCAAUCAGCAUCAACUUCGCUGGCCUUGUGUAAAACCAACCUUGCUUGACAACCAACUUCAACCAAUAAAUACUGAAGUGGCCUGCGCUUUCAACACGACGCCCUAGGAAUCGAGUGUAUUGCUUUGCGCCCGCCCGCUAGUUUCCCAUCAUCUAUGCAACAUCCCACCUAGACUUCCUGGCGACUGUUUCUCAUUCGCGAUCCUAGAAAUCGUCGUGCCCAAGAUGGCGGGCCAACCAAUGGAGUCACGCUUCGGGCGCAUGUCGAUACAUGACGAAAACAACGAUCCAAGCGAUGGCGCUCGACUUCAGCAAAAGGCGAGAGAGCUCAAGUCAAAGGCAGGUCCCAGUCAAGUCCAACACACGAGCGCCCCCGGCAGGCCGAAUCUCUUCAAAGUAGCCCUUCAAUCGCAAAGCGGCAAUACCGUAAGAACCGUUCCCGUUGCCACGAAAUCUUCGACCAUUGUUUCAUCCGCCGCUCACAAGUCCACAACAUACGCCGGCAUUCGUAGAGUCGACGACGAUGAUCACGACGAACUCUCGCAGCCAAUGGCCUCCGCUAGCGUGUCUUCGACAGGUACAUCUACAUCCGAGUCAUCCUCUAGCGCCGGCUACGAACAGUCGAUAUCCCCUAAACAAUUCCACCUUGGCAUGUUUGAAAUCGGUCGGCCGCUUGGCAAAGGCAAAUUCGGCCGCGUAUACCUCGCGCGGGAGCGCAGCUCUGGUUUCAUCUGUGCCCUCAAGGUGCUCUACAAGUCGGAAUUGCAACACGGCACUGGAGUCGAGAAGCAAGUGCGUCGCGAGAUCGAAAUUCAAUCCAACCUACGACACCCCAAUAUCUUGAAGUUGUACGGACACUUCCAUGACAGCAAGCGCAUCUUUUUGAUUCUCGAGUACGCCGGCAAGGGCGAGCUGUACAAGCACCUGCGCAAGGAAAACCGUUUCCCCGAAUGGAAAGCAGCGCAGUAUGUUGCGCAAAUGGCAUCCGCCCUCAAAUACUUGCACCGCAAGCACGUCAUCCACCGCGACAUCAAACCGGAGAACAUUCUAGUGGGCAUUCACGGGGAAAUCAAGAUAUCGGAUUUCGGCUGGAGCGUGCACGCGCCCAACAACCGGAGGCAGACGCUCUGCGGAACCCUGGAUUACCUGCCGCCAGAGAUGAUCCGGAGCGGAUCCAAGGAUAACUGGUACAAUGAGAAAGUGGACUUGUGGAGCUUGGGCGUGUUGACGUAUGAGUUUUUGGUCGGCGAGGCGCCGUUUGAGGAUACGCCGAUCAUGACACAGAAGAGGAUUGCGAGGGCGGAUAUGACCAUUCCCGAGUGGGUCAGCAAGGAGGCAAAGGAUCUGAUCAAGAAGUUGCUGGUACUCGACCCUGAGAAGCGUCUUCCUUUGGAGGAGGUGGAGAACCACCCUUGGAUCUUGAAGCACUGCGUCAAGGGAGAAAGAGCUGCGAACCGGGAGAAAAUGGCAAGUAAGAUGGGCAACUGAGGGGUGUCUCUUGGCUUUGCUUUUACUUUGUCUGAUAUCCGUCGAACUUUCUUCGAGCACUGCGGAAGCGUGGAGCCUACUUGCAUUGUUAGCUUGUUUUUCUUGUUUUUUUCUUGUUUUUUUUCUUCUUUUUUUUUUUCCUUUUUUUUCUUUUCCUUUCUUUUCUUGUUCAUGUUGUAAUACGGGCGUUCUUGGGCGUUUGAGCGAGAGGAAGAGGGCUAGGAUCAGGAUCCCCGUAUUGUCAAGGGGAGGAGGCUUGUGAGUUCAUUAUCUGUGCAUAUACGUAACUACGUUCCGGCAUUUAGCGAGCAAUGGACUGGACAUUGACUUUAGUUUAUGUAUCACAUGUGUGACCAGUGUAUAUAUCAGCGCCACAAGAUCAGAGCUGGAAUCUCAAGUUGAAGUGGUAUCAUUGAUUGUACAUGUCAAGAAACG